This is a messenger RNA of Lachnellula hyalina, 1161 nucleotides long. RefSeq names its product Arginyl-tRNA--protein transferase. NCBI's taxonomy places the organism in Eukaryota, Fungi, Ascomycota, Leotiomycetes, Helotiales, Lachnaceae. Gene Ontology annotation, biological process: protein arginylation. Gene Ontology annotation, molecular function: arginyl-tRNA--protein transferase activity. Bases 1 to 1161 code for a protein of 386 amino acids. Gene Ontology annotation, cellular component: cytoplasm. The record is from RefSeq and is a predicted model, not a curated record. The transcript is spliced from 3 exons.
AUGGAUGGAGGCGCUCGGGGAGUCUUCUUUACAAGCCAGACCAAAGAAACUCAUGCUGCCCCCAAUACACAAUUCUCAUUCCGUGCAUCGAAAGACCAGCGGCAAGCCUUGAACCGAUUCAACAAGCACAUCCUCGGAGAAAAGUACUCGAAAGAAGCGGCCAGACUCUACCCAUUGUCACGAGACAAAGCCAAGAAGCGCAAUACAGACUUUGACCUGGUGCAACGUGUUCACGAAAGCGAGAGUUCAGAGCUAAAGACCCCACCGGAACCUGAACAUGCUCUAAGGGUUACAUUGGAGGCGGACGAUUUUACAGAGGAGAAGUAUGUGUUGUUCGAGAACUAUCAGCGUCUUGUUCAUCAUGAACCCCCUGGUCGAAUUUCAAAGAGUGGUUUCAAGAACUUCCUUUGUUCCUCUCCACUCCCGAGAAGCGAGACGUCUUUUGAUGGAAAGGAACGCAAGGUCGGCUCAUACCACCAAUGCUACAGAAUCGAUGGAAAGCUCAUCGCAAUUGGAGUUCUGGACUUAUUGCCUCAAUGUGUCAGCGCAGUCUAUUUCAUGUACCACGAAUCCGUCAACGAAUUUAGUUUCGGGAAGAUAGGUGCGUUGAGAGAGGUUGCAUUGGCGAAGGAGCAAGGUUAUAAGUGGUGGUAUGCCGGAUUUUAUAUACACAACUGCAUUAAGAUGCGGUAUAAAGCAGACUACUCCCCACAGUACAUGCUGGAUCCGGAGUCUUAUGAUUGGAAUCUUCUUGAUAAUGGAUUGAAGAACAAGCUGAGCGACAAGAAGUACGUGAGUCUAUCACGUGAGAAGACAAUAGGGGAAGUGUCUACAGAUGCACCAGGUGAUGAGAUGGAGACGGAAAAGAAGAUUGACGACGGCUUGUACUCGGACGACGACCCAUCAUCUCUGGAUCCAGAUACUCCUCUGUUCUCCCGAAAAAUGCCUGGAAUUCUCACAAAAGAGCAACUCCUCACGGAAGUCGACUUGGAUCACGUUAAACUCCGUUUACGUGGACAGGAAGCUCAUACCUGCGAUCUCGUGAGUUGGGAUGACGGUGACGUUGAGGAUCUAGCCUCUAUGAAGGGAAUCAUUGGAGAGUUAGCGUCUGCUGUGGGACCAAGAGUGGCACAAGACAUGGUUGUCUCUUUCGGUGGUUGA